UACGACGCCGUAAAGCAGCUCGGCCGAGCGGGUGGCAUCAGGUCUCGGGUGGCGGCGGUAUGGAGGCGCGCUUUACGCGCGGGAAAUCUGCUCUCCUGGAGCGCGCCCUGGUGCGGCCACGCACGGAAGUGAGCCUGAGCGCGUUCGCCCUGCUCUUCUCCGAGCUGGUGCAGCACUGCCAGAGCCGCGUCUUCUCCGUCGCCGAGCUGCAGGCGCGCCUGGCCGCGCUGGGCCGCCAGGUGGGCGCACGCGUGCUCGACGCGCUGGUGGCGCGCGAGAAGGGCGCCCGGCGCGAGACCAAGGUGCUGGGCGCGCUGCUCUUCGUCAAAGGCGCCGUGUGGAAGGCGCUCUUUGGCAAGGAGGCCGACAAGCUGGAGCAGGCCAAUGACGACGCGCGCACCUUCUACAUCAUCGAGCGCGAGCCGCUCAUCAACACCUACAUCUCGGUGCCCAAGGAGAACAGCACGCUCAACUGCGCCAGCUUCACGGCGGGCAUCGUGGAGGCGGUGCUCACACACAGUGGCUUCCCCGCCAAGGUCACGGCGCACUGGCAUAAGGGCACCACGCUCAUGAUCAAGUUCGAGGAGGCAGUCAUCGCCCGAGACCGGGCCCUGGAGGGCCGCUGACACGCACCGCUGGAGAUAAAGGAUGCGAGCCCCUCUCCA
Messenger RNA from Elephantulus edwardii (Cape elephant shrew), 665 nucleotides. It is a transcript of the gene TRAPPC5, whose product is annotated as trafficking protein particle complex 5. Gene Ontology annotation, biological process: endoplasmic reticulum to Golgi vesicle-mediated transport. NCBI's taxonomy places the organism in Eukaryota, Metazoa, Chordata, Mammalia, Macroscelidea, Macroscelididae. Gene Ontology annotation, cellular component: TRAPPI protein complex; TRAPPIII protein complex; TRAPPII protein complex. Bases 60 to 626 code for a protein of 188 amino acids. The transcript has 2 exons. The record is from RefSeq and is a predicted model, not a curated record.